Messenger RNA from Myotis davidii, 845 nucleotides. RefSeq names its product probable histone-lysine N-methyltransferase PRDM7. Gene Ontology annotation, molecular function: protein binding; histone H3K4 methyltransferase activity; recombination hotspot binding. Lineage: Eukaryota; Metazoa; Chordata; Mammalia; Chiroptera; Vespertilionidae. The record is from RefSeq and is a predicted model, not a curated record. Gene Ontology annotation, biological process: positive regulation of reciprocal meiotic recombination; regulation of DNA-templated transcription. Gene Ontology annotation, cellular component: nucleus.
GUUUUCUGAUAAGAUAGGGAAUAAUGUUCCAGACCUCACCCCUCAGUCACAUGCUCUUCUCCCAUGUAGACCUCAGGAGAAAGGAGAUAGAAGUGAAGAUGUAUAGCCUACGAGAGAGGAAGUGUCGUGUCUACCGAGAGAUCAGCGAGCCCCAGGACGAUGACUACCUCUAUUGUGAGAAGUGUCAGGAUUUCUUCAUUGACAGCUGUGCUGUGCAUGGGCCUCCUAUGUUUGUAAAAGACAGUGCCAUGGACAAGGGGCAUGCCAACCGCUCAGCCCUCACUCUGCCACCUGGGUUGAGAAUUGGACCAUCAGGCAUCCCUGAGGCUGGGCUUGGAGUGUGGAAUGAGGAAUGUGAUCUGCCCGUGGGCCUGCACUUUGGCCCUUAUGAGGGUCAGAUCACAGAAGAUGAAGCCACAGCCAACAGCGGCUACUCCUGGCUGAUCACCAAAGGGAGAAACUGCUAUGAGUAUGUGGACGGAAAGGAUACAUCUCAGGCCAACUGGAUGAGGUAUGUGAACUGUGCCCGGGAUGAUGAAGAACGGAACCUGGUGGCCUUUCAAUAUCACAGGCAGAUUUUCUACCGAACCUGCCGGGUCGUGAGGCCGGGCUGUGAGCUGCUGGUCUGGUAUGGAGAAGAGUAUGGCCAAAGCUGGGCAUCAAGUGGGGCAGCAAGUGGAAGACAGAGCUUGUGGCCGGGAGAGAACCAAAGCCAGAGAUCCACCCAUGUCCCUCCUGCUCUGUGGCCUUCUCCAGCCAGACAUUCCUCAGCCAACAUGUGAAACGCAAUCACCCCUCUGGGAUUCUGCCAGGAGCACCUGCAGGAAAACAACAGCAGUUCAUAA